AUGUCACGACGUGACUUCGACGCGGGUGCGGAGGAUGCGGGACAGGUGGAGGGUUCUAAAGAGAAGACUGCCAAGUACCAGGUCUACCAGCGCGUGGCUCUGAUCCUGGCUCUGGUCUUCCUCAUUUCUGGUGUCUGCAUUUUCAGCUUAGCCUAUCUGUGGAGACCCAGCCUGGGGAAAGUCUACGACCAUGAGUACAAAGCGGUGCUGGAUGGCGUCGAGAGAGACGGACUGAUGGAAAUCGACCCCGUUCGACAGGUUGAAAUUUUCCGGAUCGGAAAUGGGAGUCAGCAGGUUCUGGAGGUGCACGACUUCAAAAACGGACUCACUGGGAUCCGCUUCGCCGAACAUCAGAGGUGCUACAUCAGGGGCCAAACCAGGAAGCUCCCGAUUGCGCCAGAGGUGGAAGCCGACGACGGCGGCUUAGAGGUGGAUGGAGUGGACACCAAGGUGGAGGACUCCCAAGUGUGGGUUCCAGCUGAGGAGCCCAUUGAUGACCCACAGUUCCUCUUCCAGUCCAAGAUCUGGGAAUUCUGCCAGGAGCUACCCAUCCACUGGAUCCACCCCUCCCCCCUGAGUGAUCCGGACUUGCAGGAGGAGGUCGAUCACCUGGACGCCCCCGAAGCCGAGGUCAAAGGCCACCGCUUUACCCGCCAAUCGGAGUACCACACUCAAGUCAACGACUACAGAGCAGUAGGUCUGGAGUUGGACAACCGCCUGGACGAGCGCGGCUACUGCUGCCAGUACUGUCAACAAGGCUACCGCUUCUGCCGCCGCUACUACGUGCCUCUGGGCGGCUUCAACCAGUGGCCCUACUACUACCGAGGAGGCCAUGUCAUCUGCCAGAUGGUCAUGCCGUGCAACUGGUGGAUCGCACGCAUGCUGGGGAGGGUCUGAGGCGCCAACGACUGCCAACACGACUGCACACUUUGAUCCGUUUAUUCACACCACUUGUGAAAUGAAAGUGGACGAUAGGCUCGGAAUUAUUGUCUAAGAUCAAAGUUGGCCAGUAGCGCACUUGUCAGACUAAGUGGUCCCUUAGGACAUUUUAAGUCUUUCUUAAAAGGUAUCCACCCUUUCAUUUCAUUUAUUUUGCUUUUUAUUAUGUGUUUCAUUCAUGCUAGCAUGUUAGCUUGGAACACCGAUGUCAAAUGUUUGUAUAAGACAUCGCUUUUACUCCAUGGUUUGAAGAGUACUGUGACGUAUAAAUGUACACACAGUAGUCGUAGUAAUGGUAACAUUUAAGUUUUUUCUUUUUUUAUUGCUUUUAAAAUACGGUCACAAUAAUAAAAAAAUAUUGCCUUUAGAGUUGAUGCAUGCUAUAUCAGGUAUUUUAUUUAAACAGGAACACAUUUUAAUUAAAUGGGACUUUUAAAAAUGCAGUAAUGUUGAACUAUUUACAUCCUGAAUUAAUAGCAACAUUUCAAUGGUCUUAUGUCCAUGAUAUAUUAGUGAAGUGAAGUGAAUUAUAUUUAUAUAGCGCUUUUUAUCUAGUGAUUCAAAGCGCUUUACAUAGUGAAACCCAAUAUCUGAGUUACAUUUAAACCAGUGUGGGUGGCACUGGGAGCAGGUGGAUAAAGUGUCUUGCCCAAAGACACAACGGCAGUGACUAGG
Messenger RNA from Nerophis lumbriciformis (worm pipefish), 1614 nucleotides. RefSeq names its product tenomodulin (gene tnmd). Gene Ontology annotation, biological process: negative regulation of angiogenesis; negative regulation of endothelial cell proliferation. The record is from RefSeq and is a predicted model, not a curated record. Lineage: Eukaryota; Metazoa; Chordata; Actinopteri; Syngnathiformes; Syngnathidae.